This is a messenger RNA of Oncorhynchus masou masou (cherry salmon), 2882 nucleotides long. RefSeq names its product scratch family zinc finger 1a (gene scrt1a). The record is from RefSeq and is a predicted model, not a curated record. The coding region runs from base 606 to 1460 and encodes 284 amino acids. The transcript has 2 exons. NCBI's taxonomy places the organism in Eukaryota, Metazoa, Chordata, Actinopteri, Salmoniformes, Salmonidae. Gene Ontology annotation, molecular function: DNA-binding transcription factor activity, RNA polymerase II-specific; RNA polymerase II cis-regulatory region sequence-specific DNA binding. Gene Ontology annotation, biological process: regulation of DNA-templated transcription.
AGAGUGCAGGACAGAGAAAGAGAGAAAGGGGAGAGAGCCGGAGCUAAUGCUGAGACAAAGCGUUUUCAUCUAUGUGGCUUUUUUGUGAUUAUUUAUACAAUGAGUGGCAAAUAUUAACGUGGGGGCUGUGAUAUACUCUCUGAAGUUCAAAACGAGCCAAAUCCUGGAAGCAGUUACCAGCCUAUUUUCUACGGUCAAACUGUAAGAAGACUGGGGACAGUUGCAUGAGGAAGGAAGAAAGAGAGAAGAGUGAAAGAACGGAUCUCUUGCUGCGGGUGUGCUGUCCAGUGCUGAAGCCUGCUUGCCUGCCUGCCUAUACAGGCGCGUAGCACUGAAAGGGAGCUAUCCAGUGCUGAAGUUGCAUUUCUGACCAGCGGAACAAGGCGCUGCCGCACGAAAAUCAGCAGCUCAGCAAGGAGUAGCAGCGUGAGGAUUCGGAAGGGGUCUCACUCAGGCUUUUCCCCCUGAGCUGGCAUCUGAUCACACACAAAUCGACGAACCGAAGAAGCGAUUCCGCACGUCUAUACAGCCCCUUUUCCUCAGCCCUGCAUGAGGAGUGAUAGACUUAACCACCGGACGAGUGUUAUUUUGUUCAAAGUGGAAAAAUGCCAAGAUCUUUUCUGGUCAAAAAGGUUAAGCUCGAUGAUUUCUCAUCUGCUGAUCUGGAGAACCAUUAUGGUAGAGUGAGGUCCGACCUCAGCCUCCGCUUUCAUGAAAAAGGGUACAUCAGUGACUACAUGACCCCGUCUGUCUAUGACGGUGAAAGUGACAAUGGCAUUAAAGUCCCCUCUCCCAGCCCCAUCUACGAUGGCAUCCACAGCGAUGGCAUCCACAGCGACUACGGAGCACCGGACUCGGACCAGCCUGACAGUCCCCAGUCCGAGAUCUCCUCCGGAUACAUCAACGGGGACACCGCCGUGAGCGAGGGCUACACGGUAGAUGCCUUCUUCAUCACGGACGGAAGGUCGAGGAGAAAAGCCAUCAGCAGCCCCAGGACCAUACAGCGUCACACGUGCAACGAGUGUGGAAAGACGUAUGCCACAUCCUCCAACCUGAGCCGGCACAAGCAGACCCACCGGAGCCUGGAGAGCAAGAUGGCCAAGAAGUGCCCCACCUGUGGGAAGGUGUAUGUGUCCAUGCCUGCCAUGGCCAUGCAUCUGCUCACCCACGACCUCAAGCACAAGUGUGACAUAUGUAGCAAGGCCUUCAGUAGACCUUGGCUGCUGCAGGGACACAUGCGGUCACACACUGGCGAGAAGCCCUUUGGAUGCGCACACUGCGGAAAGGCGUUCGCCGACCGCUCCAACCUCCGCGCUCACAUGCAGACGCACUCUGCUUUCAAGCACUACAAGUGCAAGAGAUGCGACAAGACCUUUGCUUUAAAGUCCUACCUGAACAAGCACUAUGAGUCCGCCUGCUUUAAGGGAGAGUUCUCACCUAUGAGCUCCAUUGACGACUGACUUGUAUAGUAUCCAUGAACACAUGAUGAAACUUCUUCCAACGGCAUCCCUAUACUAUUCCCUAGACAACCUGUUCCAUGGUGACAGCACAGGUUUUAUCCACUACUGCAGCAAACAGCAUCACUAAGGAAAUGUUGGAUUACGCAUGUAGCUUGCCCAAACCUUUUUCCACGGGCUAUCCACCCUUGAUCGUGAUAACAACAACUUAUUCAACUAUUAUGAGUCAAAAUUUAAUGUGUUUGCCAAACUCGCAGAACAUUGAAAAUGUCUUAAUUUAAAAGGUCAAACCUUUUUUAAGUAUUGGGCAAUAUUGUAUUGCUGCCAAUGGCCACAAAAGUGUUCAGUAGUGAGGUAAACCUAUUUAUGAAUUCACUUAUUUCUCUAUUUACCUAUUACUUUAUUUAUUUUUUACUUACAUUUUGUGUAGAAUCUUCAUUUGCACUUUAAUUUAGUAUUGUUUUGCAAGCCUUCGUCAUGAAUAUGCCAAAGCAUUUGCCACUUUCUAAAUAUCCUCUUAUUUUUGUUCGCCACUUUAUAAACAUAUUGCAUGCAAAAAACGAUGAUACUGAAAUCUAUGCCAAUUUUAUGAAGUUUAGGAUUUUCGCCAAAAUCUAUAUGUAAUCUGUCGGUAAUAUUUCUCGGGAGUCUCACCAUAAAGAACUAUAGAGCAAUAAUGCAUGGUAUUUGUAAAACAUAAAUGAGUAAUAACUAUGACAUUUUAAACACACAUCAUCCUUUUAUCCAGUCCUCUAGUAGUCAUACAAACAUGGAAUAGGCCUAUCAGGGAAACGCCAGUGAGUGUAGUAUUGAAUGGAUAAGCCCAUGGGGUGGGAUAGGGAGAGGUCCUUUUGUAAAUGGUUAUGCACUGCCUGCCUCGUAUUUAUCUUAGUCUUAGAACCCAGAACAUCUCACCACCAAGUCUGUGGAACGAACGCCAGAGGCCCAAACGACGGCGGCGCUACCCCAUAUCACAUCUCUCACAAGUGGACAAGUAAGUUUAGGGGUCACUUACAAGAUAACUUUCACUGCAUCAGGGCUCAGAAUGAUCAACACAAUAAGAUGACCGUACUCUAGCCACGAUAAAGUCCAUUCAUCUUAUUAAAGCACUUCCUUAUACUAUGAACAAUUCAACUUUUUAAAGAUAGUAGCACAACAAGUAGAUUCAGGUAGAAAGGCCUUGUAUUAGCUAUAGGCUAACCUCUGUUUUUGUACUAUGCCGAUCAAAGGGAAAUAACUGUUUAUUGCAAGACACCUUGUACAUAACCCUUUGAUGAGUAUGAUAUUUCUACAAUCUGUAAAGAAUCAAAUGAAUCUUAUUUCUGGAGUUCUUUUCCCUGGGAUUUUUCUGCCCAGUAUUUGAACGAUGUAAAGCACAAUGGCACCGGGCAUUUUGUCUCACUUCAUAAUAAAGAAUGAAUAAAG